AUGGAAGAACGCAUUAACAGCCAUCUUGAAGUUCGCGCAGCGUUAGUCGCCGGUGCUCAAAGGUUGCAAGCUGCCCUCCUCAUCGAACUCGCGGCUGAGAAGGCUCUUUCAGCUGCCGAACGUGCAGAGACCCUUCAGCGCAUAUGGCCAACGAUCCAAGGAGCAAACAAAGAUUGCCCUACUUAUGCUAUGAUAGACAAAUCACACAUUCUUUUCGUGAAUACCAACAAGCCUAUGUUGAGAGCAGGGAAAGGCGCUGUGCAACGAAGGCCAACUCUAAGCCUAUACGCAGAAGAGCUACAAGCUUUAUAUGCUGACGCGGAGAAAUUCACUGUUCCCCCUUCAACAGAUGCCAAACAGCUUAUCGAUGUACACGGCCCUGAAAAUACCUCUUCAUUCAUACGCGAGACGAUCACUAAACGCACCGGUUGGACUCAAUUCGGAGAUGGAGACAAUUUGUUCCUGCUAGGCAUACACUCCCUGCAAGCACUCCUCAUCACACUAUCUUCGCUCGCCAGUGCAAUAUCAGAGCUCUCGGCCAUGAGUCGGCAAUCACAGAUUUUUUAUCAGCAGGCACGUCAGCAAGUGAUUGAUGCGAUCUUUCAGGAGCACAAAAAUUCGAUCGACAACCUCGUGAACGACUUGCAGACAGAACCAACUAAGUCAAGUGCCGCUCGGAUUGCGGGAAACAAGAACCAUACCGUGAUUUUGACUGGGUCAACAGGUGCAUUGGGUUUAUAUCUGCUCCAGGUGCUCUCCAAUUCCUCAUCUGUAUCGCAUGACUACCGUCUAGAUAGAGCGUUGGAUUCUUCAUCUACUCGAUCACAGCGAAACAAUAUCCGCAGGACCACGAGUGAUUAUCCCUCAAAUCGAGUGACCUUCUUGACUGCAGACAUGUCGCAACAGAAUUUCGGCCUCGAGCGUAAGACGUACGGGGCUUUGUUGACUCAAGCCACUGCGGUCAUCCACAGUGCGUGGCCCGUCAAACUCAACCUCCCAUUGUCUGCGUUCGGGCCGCAACUUCUUGGAAUAACUCGGCUUUCCGAGUUCGCUGUCUCAGCAGCUCACUUUCCAGUUGCCUUCUUCGUCUCUUCCAUAAGCUCCGUCCUUGGCUACCACGGCAGUACCCCUUCGAUCCGCGAGGAGAUCAUCUCAGACAACAAAGCCCCAUCACCCAUGGGAUACGGAGAAAGUAAGUAUCUCGCGGAGCUCCUUCUCGACUAUGCCUCCAAGAGACUCUCCAUCGAUCCUCGCAUCGCGCGGGUCGGGCAAAUCGCAGGGCCAGUAAAAGGCCAAGGCAUCUGGAACUACCAAGACAAGAUCGACUCGGUUCCUAUUGAUCUUCUUGCCGAGGUGCUUGUGGAUUUGACUGUCAAUGCUGAACUGCAGGAGGCUCCGACGCUACUACAACCUGAGGAACCCGGCAAAGCACGUGUCUUUCAUCCGUUGAAUCCACAUCCUGUAGCUUGGGAAUCCCUCCUUCCAGCCAUUGUCAACACCCUCAGUCAUUCAAAUGCCAGAACAAAUAAGAUCAACACAGUGCCAUUCCAAGCUUGGCUCCAGAAAGUUCGCGCAGAUGCUGAAGCGGUCGGCAGUGCAGACAUUGAGGCGAUGCUCAAAGUUAACCCAGCGGCUAAGCUGCUGGUGUUCUAUGAGAAGCUUGCUGAGGAAGGCAAAAACCUGGAGUUUGAGACACCGAAGACCGAGGAGGCAAGUUCGAAGAUGAGGGUUACUGGAGAAAUACAGCCCGGGUGCAUUGAGCGCUGGGUAGGGGCAUGGUUUGCUAUUGGCAAGGAAAGGGCACUCGGAAGCGCCUGGUGA
Molecule: messenger RNA, 1821 nt
Organism: Letharia columbiana
Lineage: Eukaryota; Fungi; Ascomycota; Lecanoromycetes; Lecanorales; Parmeliaceae
Exons: 3
Coding region: 1-1821 (606 amino acids)
Source: RefSeq, a predicted model, not a curated record